Messenger RNA from Raphanus sativus (radish), 2501 nucleotides. Its product is annotated as rac-like GTP-binding protein ARAC5. Gene Ontology annotation, molecular function: GTPase activity; GTP binding; protein kinase binding. The record is from RefSeq and is a predicted model, not a curated record. The transcript has 7 exons. Gene Ontology annotation, biological process: regulation of actin cytoskeleton organization; establishment or maintenance of cell polarity; cortical cytoskeleton organization. Gene Ontology annotation, cellular component: cell projection; cytoskeleton; cytoplasmic vesicle. The coding region runs from base 1643 to 2233 and encodes 196 amino acids. NCBI's taxonomy places the organism in Eukaryota, Viridiplantae, Streptophyta, Magnoliopsida, Brassicales, Brassicaceae.
AGAAACACAGGAAGUAAAAGACUACAUUUAUGGUCACAAUUAUGGGCCAUCUACGUUUAUGGUCACAAUACUAAUUAAUUAGCAAUGCAUGUUUGUUGGACACAAUUAUGGGCCAUCUGCCAUGCAAACUGAUUGCACUGUCAAACUUUAACACACUCCUUUUAACAAAUGCUAUAUGUAAGUAGGGCUCUUCUAUGUGGACCUCGUGGCUUAUACAUUUUGAACUAGGCCUCGUUCGUUGUAUUAUGUAACAUUCUUUAUGUGGCGUAGUGAGCCUUCCUCUUAUUGGGCCUCCAGUGAGCCUUCCUCUUAUUUUAUUUUCUUAGCUUCUAGUUUUGUUGGUGUUAUGUGGACUUUGUGUUAUACCACACGGACUUCGAUAUUGGCAAAAUUUUUCUUUCAGGAUAAAUACUGAUGUCACUUGACUAUGUUGACUUACUCGUGAAAGAUUUAUUUUACUUAGAAAAUUCCAAACAUGUGGCUUCACUUACAAGCAUUCCCAAUUCAUGGUUUAUUCUUGUUAAUUUAAAAUAAAAAUUCCCAAUUCUGUUUCAUUUAGAUUAAUGAAUGUGAAAAGGUGUUGUUCGUUGAAGAGUAGGUAGAAAGCGUAGAGCUAACUCUAACACCUUAGUUUCAUAUGAUUGCAUAUUGUAUAAAGAAAAUGCAAUAAUGCGACCGUAUGAUUUGGCUCAUUGGCGAGUUGAGCACGUUCUUGAAUGUUUUUUUUUAUCUUGAAGAUGAAGAAACCUCUGAAAACUAGAAUAACAAAAUACUCAUGAAAACUAGUAUUUAUUAUAAUUUGAAAGACAAUUUAUUUUUAAAAAACGAAUGAAAUGGUGCCGUAACACUAAGUCGCACGUUCUUGACGAGAAUUGUUCCCAAUCAAAUGAUUAAUAUCUCAAUCUUGCGUCCCCGAUACUUUGGUCGCUUAUGCUUUAUCUUUAGUUUUUAAUCAUAAUAUUAAUUUUGAACAAAAAAAUCAUAAUAUCAAUUUAUUUCCUGUCAUCUUGCUCUUGUAAUUUUCAUUUAGACUAUAAAUAGUCAUUAGAACCACGUGUCUGUGGUCAAAUGGUCAAGACGUUCCAUGAAUUUUCAAAGAAUUCGAAGUCGAGUUCGUACCACACCAGAGUUUUAUGCAUGUGACCGCGGAGAUUUUUACAUUUUUUUCCGAAAAAUGGUUUACCAUUUUCUAUACAUGGUCAUUAGAGGAUUAAAGAAUCAAUUUUUAAACAAAUAAACUAGUGUGUCAGGUUGUUAUUUUGGUGGUAGUUGGCUAUCUUUAAUUUCAUAGUGUAAAUUACAACGGAUGAUUUUCUCAUUCAAAUUCGAAAAAAAUUAAAAACAAUAUUUAGGAAAUUAAAGUGGGGUGAGUGUAAAUGAUAAGGUGUUGUUGGGUGUACCAUUUAGCAGCUGGCAUAAAAUAAAACAGAGAAAAAUAUUCAAAAGAAACAAAAAAAAAAAGACAAAACAUUUUCUCAUUCUUCUUUCAUCAAUCUCUCAUUUGAGUUUCAAGGUUUUGCUACAGUUAGGGGAAAGGUUGUAUCUUGAUUCUUGGUAAUGGGCCUAAUGGCUGAGAUUUGAGGAGGAAGAAGAAGAAGACUUUCAUUUGUUUUUAUUUUUAUUUUGGGAAUUUGCGGCGGAGAUGAGCGCUUCGAGGUUCAUAAAGUGUGUCACAGUCGGCGAUGGUGCUGUCGGAAAAACAUGUAUGCUGAUUUCUUACACCAGCAACACUUUCCCUACGGACUAUGUUCCAACUGUUUUCGACAACUUCAGUGCUAAUGUGGUUGUAGAUGGGAACACUGUGAAUCUUGGACUGUGGGAUACAGCCGGGCAAGAAGACUAUAACAGGUUAAGACCAUUGAGUUACCGUGGUGCAGAUGUCUUCAUUCUUGCUUUCUCUCUUAUUAGCAAAGCUAGCUACGAGAACAUAGCCAAGAAGUGGAUUCCUGAGCUCAGGCAUUAUGCACCUGGAGUUCCCAUUAUCCUCGUUGGAACAAAACUCGAUCUUCGAGAUGACAAGCAGUUCUUCAUAGACCAUCCUGGUGCAGUGCCUAUAACUACAAACCAGGGAGAAGAACUAAAGAAACUGAUAGGAUCUCCGGUUUACAUUGAGUGUAGUUCAAAGACUCAGCAGAACGUUAAAGCAGUCUUUGACGCUGCUAUAAAAAUGGUGCUUCAGCCACCGAAUCAAAAGAAGAAGAAAUUGAAUAAGAGUCUUUGUGUUUUAUUGUGACCUCAUCUUUUAAAGAAAAUGAUCAAGAUUUAUUGGUAGAGACAAAGAAAAAGAAGAGAGUCUAGCAUCAAAUGCAGCCUUGGUGGUCAUUUGAAGUGAGGCCAAGUGGGAUUCUAAGUAAGAGAAAAGGGAUGAGUUCUUGGUGUGUUGUUGUUGUACUUCCUUCUAUGUAGACUAGUCUCUUAAUGCUUUUUUUUAAGGCUGCUGGAAACCUUUUUGUACUUUUAACAGACGAGUUUUAAUUAAUUUUAUCAUCGUAAUUCUUCUC